AUGAAAGUCGCCUUCGCAUUAUCUGCGCUCUUCACCUCUGUCGCUGCCCAUCUCAGAAUCGUUGGGGGCAAGGAAGCCGCCGUUGGCGAGCACUUGUACGUGACAGGACAUCGCCUCAACGCCUCCGGAAUCACUUUUUGCGCAGGCAGUUUGAUCGCCCCCAAUGUCGUCUUGACCGCCGCCCACUGCAUGGGCGAUGGCCUUGAAUAUGUGGCAAUUGGGUCGCACUACAACAGCGGCACCGAGGAUGGUGAGCAGAUCAAGAUUAAGGAAGAGAUCAAACACCCCAAGAACAACGCCGAGACCAACGAGUAUGACGUUGGCGUGUAUAUUUUGGAACGCGACUCCAAGUUCCCGGCCGUGGAAGUGUCCUUUGACACUGUGGAAGACGAUACCCCCACGGUUGUGCGUGGCUGGGGCACCACGGCUUCGGAGGGGGCUCCAUCCAAGGUCUUGUUGGAAGUCGGCGUGGAUGUGGUCAACCAAGAACAGUGCGCUGAGUGGUUGAAGGAUGGAAGCGACUUCGUCGUCAAAGCUAGCAUGUUGUGCGCCGGCGGCAAAGAGGGCGAAAGUCCGUGCCAAGGUGACUCUGGCGGGCCCAUGACGGUGGAAUCGAAUGGUUCUGCAAAAUUGGUGGGGGUGGUCAGCUGGGGCGUUGAGUGUGCCGUAAAAAACAAGCCAGGCGUGUACAGCCGCAUCUCCACGGCUCGCGACUUCAUUGAGCCGUACCUCAAGAACUCCCACACCUCGCCCCCUGGCCCGACCAAACCUACCACCAUGCCCAACGCGACCACGAAGAGGCCCACGACGGCCUCCCCUGGCCCGGCCAAACCUACUACCAUGCCCAACGCGACCACGAUGAGGCCCACGACUGCCGCCCGCAAGCUUGGUUGUGCCAGGUGUGGCGUUUGCUACUUUCCUGGCGACGACAACUGCUUGAUUGACUUCUCCAAGGAAGACUGCGAAUACUACAGCCCUCAACAUGGAAUGUUGUGGUGUGGCAACUAG
This is a messenger RNA of Aphanomyces astaci, 1008 nucleotides long. RefSeq lists its product as hypothetical. Gene Ontology annotation, molecular function: serine-type endopeptidase activity. Gene Ontology annotation, biological process: proteolysis. NCBI's taxonomy places the organism in Eukaryota, Oomycota, Saprolegniomycetes, Saprolegniales, Verrucalvaceae. The record is from RefSeq and is a predicted model, not a curated record. Bases 1 to 1008 code for a protein of 335 amino acids. The transcript has a single exon.